AUGCGUCUCUCUGAGUUCUGCUUAGCCAUAGCCGCGUUGCUAGGCACUUGCAAAGCAGCCCCAGCUGGUCCCAUCAGAGACUCUAUACCAGCCCCGAGUAACCUCAUACCGGGAAGCAUCCAGAUCGCCGAGGGCGUGUGGUAUAGCAACCGAACCGGGAAUGCCAGCGUCACGGACCUCGGUCACGAACUAGCUGCUCAAAUCAGUCACUGCCGCGUCGAGGACUCGACCUAUGAGAACCAAGGAAGCGGUGGUUCUCCUUACGCCAAGGACUGCUGGGUUCUUCAUGACAAUAUCGUCGGGGACGGCGACUGGACGGUCACCCUGCUCGACCAGCAUCAGAUAGCGCAGCACGGUUCCUGCGCUUUUGGCGUAACGUACUGGGGCAACCUCGGUGGAGAGCCGUAUUUCCUGGUUGGGAACGACGACGUCCGUAGGAUUGUCAGUCGGUCCAUUGAGCUAUUCAUGUUUCAUGGCAACGGAGCUGACAGGGUUGGCACGAAGGGGAGGAUGUAUUGUCGGCCUGGCGAUCGCCCCGUCGAAUGGGGAUUAUAUUGGAAUCCAGGGUUCAGUGGAUAA
Molecule: messenger RNA, 579 nt
Organism: Canariomyces notabilis
Lineage: Eukaryota; Fungi; Ascomycota; Sordariomycetes; Sordariales; Chaetomiaceae
Exons: 2
Coding region: 1-579 (192 amino acids)
Source: RefSeq, a predicted model, not a curated record